AUGCACUGAUGCUCCACCUGUGGCUCUCUCUCGUCCCUCUCCACCAACACUUCAAUACUCUGUCCCACAGUUCCAAGAAUGGGAAAAUCAGAGAGCCAAAUGGAUAUCAUGGAGAAAAGCACUAAACCGAGGAAGCAUCGCUGGACUGUAGUGGAGAUCGGACUGUCUGUCACUGUGCUUCUGAUGAGCUGCGCUCUGGCUGGACUCAUAGUGCUCUACACUUCAGCUCUGAGAGAGCGUUUUAACAUAAAUGAAUCUUCAAAAGGGCUGAAAUAUCGAUCAAACGCUGACAGCAAUGUCUGUACAACCCCACAGUGUGUCACUGCCGCGGCCCGACUGCUCCAGAACAUGGACCCCAGCGUGGAGCCGUGCCAGAACUUCUAUCAGUACGCCUGCGGAGGCUGGAUAGAGCGUCACGUCAUUCCCGAAACCAGCUCACUUCACAGCGUAUUCAAUAUCCUGAGAGACGAGCUGGAGAUCGUACUCAAGGGAGUUCUGGAGAUGGAAAAUAAGGACGACAGAGAGGCCUUCAAGAAAGCCAAAACGCUCUACAGCUCAUGCAUGAAUGAGACUCUGAUCGAGCAGCGUGACUCGCGGCCUCUCCUCAGGCUCAUUGACAGUAUCGGCGACUGGCCCGUGGCCUCUGGGGCCUGGAACAGCACAGCAGAGCAAGUGUGGAGACUGGAGGAUACCCUGGCUGUUCUGAAUGCACGGUACAAUAAGAAGGCUGUGUUUGAGAUGUUUGUGUGGCCUGAUGAUCGCGACUCCAGCCGCUACAUUAUUCAUGUUGACCAGCCAGCACUAGGAAUGCCUUCAAGAGAUUAUUACCUCAGUGAUGGGAAUUAUAAGAAGGUGCGCAAGGCCUACCUUGAGUUCAUGGUCUCCAUAGCAAGGAUUGCACGAGAAGACAGGAACCUGACCCAAGAUGAAGAACGUGUGAGGGAGGACAUGACUCGAGUGUUGGAGCUGGAGACAGACAUUGCAAACGCUACCUCACCUGCAGAAGAGCGCAAUGACAUCACCGUCCUCUACAACAAAAUGACACUGAGAGAAGUGCAGCAAGCUUUCAACCUCAAUGGCUUUAACUGGACGCGCUACAUCCAGGGUAUCAUGUCCAGCGUGUCAGUCACGGUGCAACCAGAUGAACCCAUAGUUGUGUACUGCUCACCAUACCUGGAGAAGCUCAGUGAUGUUCUUUCCAAACACAGUCACAGGACUCUGCAGAACUAUCUGGCGUGGAUGCUCAUCAUGGAGAGGGUCAGCAGUAUGAGUCGGCGCUUCAAAGAUGUGAGAGCGCACUACAGAAAGGCUUUGCAUGGCACUACGGUAGAGGAGGCAAGGUGGAGAGACUGUGUCCGUUAUGUCCAGGGAAACAUGGAGAACGCCGUCGGGGCCCUGUACGUCCGCGAAACCUUCUCUGGAAACAGCAAACGCAUGGUGCGUGACCUGAUCAGAAAGAUUCAGGAAGCUUAUGUGGAAACACUGGAAGAACUGAGCUGGAUGGAUGAACAGUCCAAGGAGAAGGCCAGAGAGAAGGCUAUGGCGAUAUCGGAACAGAUCGGUUAUCCCGACCACAUCCUUGAGGAGGAAAAUAAGAAAUUGGACGAGGAAUACACACACCUGAAUUUCAGUGAGGAGAACUACUUUGAGAACAUCCUGGAAAACCUGGCAGCUUCAGCCCAGAAAGUUCAUAAGAAGCUGAGGGAGCCUGUGGAUCCUGACAUGUGGAUUAUUGGUGCGGCUGUGGUCAACGCUUUCUAUUCACACAACAGAAACCAGAUUGUGUUUCCUGCUGGCAUCCUCCAGCCUCCGUUCUUCAGUGAAAAACAGCUGCAAGCUCUAAACUUUGGUGGAAUUGGCAUGGUUAUAGGACAUGAAAUCACUCAUGGAUUUGAUGAUCACGGCCGUAAUUUUGACAAGGAUGGGAACAUGUACAACUGGUGGAGCAACUACUCUGCCGAGCGCUUUGAGGAUCAAUCUAAAUGCAUGGUGGAACAGUACGGCAAAUUCAGCUGGAAACUCGCAGGAGGCCAAAAUACUCUAACCAGCUUGGUCAAGAUGGGCUACCAGGUCAAAGUUCAGCUGAUGAACCAUCUAGAGUAG
Sinocyclocheilus grahami is the source of this 2103-nucleotide messenger RNA. Its product is annotated as membrane metallo-endopeptidase-like 1. The record is from RefSeq and is a predicted model, not a curated record. Lineage: Eukaryota; Metazoa; Chordata; Actinopteri; Cypriniformes; Cyprinidae. Gene Ontology annotation, cellular component: plasma membrane. Gene Ontology annotation, biological process: protein processing. The transcript has 20 exons. Bases 79 to 2103 code for a protein of 674 amino acids. Gene Ontology annotation, molecular function: metalloendopeptidase activity.